Punctularia strigosozonata HHB-11173 SS5 is the source of this 936-nucleotide messenger RNA. RefSeq lists its product as uncharacterized. The record is from RefSeq and is a predicted model, not a curated record. Bases 1 to 936 code for a protein of 311 amino acids. The transcript is spliced from 3 exons. Lineage: Eukaryota; Fungi; Basidiomycota; Agaricomycetes; Corticiales; Punctulariaceae.
AUGCAGCAAUAUCCUAGUGCGGCGCCUGGCAGGACUUGGCAGCAGCUAGCUGCACUAGCGAAAACUUCGCCUGCUGUGGACUAUGCACUUGUCGAGGCUCUUCGUGCCAGAACGGACCUCCCACGAACUGCUCGCGUGGCCAUAGAAUCUCUACACGGGGUGAAUGGAUUUCCUGCGGAUGCGUGGAAGGACUACUAUCUGGAGUUCCAAGAUCGCAUAGAUGCUCAACUACACGGAACUGGGAAGAAAGGUCUGAAUGGAACGCACCCGAACACUAAGGCGACCACUCCUGUUGAUCUGAAGGUGAAAACCGAAUCCAGGUCUAGGGCUCCUGCGGCUGCCGGUGGGAAGUCCGCGACUGUAAAGCGACCCAAGGUUGUCGUGCCUUCUCCCUCCGUCAGCUCGGAAUCGUCAGAAUCGGAAUCAGAGUCCGACGCUUCUCCUGCCGUGCGCUCGAAGCGCAAGCGUCCCGCGUCACCGAAAAACAAGAUAAGAAUAAAACGUGAAGCAUCGACGCCCACGUUGUCUAAACCCCCUGCGGCUCCCUCAGGAUCUGCUCCCCCUGCACGGAGAGCGACGUUCAACAGUCUCGUGUCUCAACUCGACGCGCCACCGGAGGAUUGGAAUAUACCUGUUCCGUCGCGGUCGCCUACGCCGCCCAAUAUGGAAACGAUCAUACCCGCUGAUCGCGGGAAGCGACAGGCCAACAAGUUCACUGACCAGGAUAGGCAAUACGUCAUCAAAUUCCUUACGUACGAAUUACACAAGGACCCCGACGCGUCGAAGGGAGAGCUAGCAGAUAAAAUCGGCGACAAGGCUCCCCACCAUCCGGCGCGCUCUUGGCAAAGUUACUUUAAUCGCGAUGAUCUGAUCGACAAGAUUCGUAAUCUCGUCCCUAGCUCGGAUGAAGAUGCAGAAGGAUCAACGGAAGACUAA